Molecule: messenger RNA, 321 nt
Organism: Eurypyga helias (sunbittern)
Lineage: Eukaryota; Metazoa; Chordata; Aves; Eurypygiformes; Eurypygidae
Product: ER membrane protein complex subunit 2-like
Exons: 4
Biological process (GO): protein folding in endoplasmic reticulum
Cellular component (GO): EMC complex
Molecular function (GO): protein binding
Source: RefSeq, a predicted model, not a curated record
AUGCGUGAUAAAAUGAGGAAAUGGAGAGAAGAAAACUACCGAAAUAGUGAACAGAUAGUGGAUGUUGGAGAAGAAUUAAUUAAUGAAUAUGCAUCUAAACUUGGAGAUGACAUUUGGAUAAUAUAUGAACAGGUGAUGAUUGCUGCCCUGGACUGCAGUCGAGAUGAUUUGGCAUUGUUUUGUCUUCAGGAACUAAGGCGGCAGUUUCCUGGGAGCCACAGAGUUAAGCGAUUAACUGGAAUGAGAUUUGAAGCCAUGGAAAGGUAUGAUGAUGCUAUCCAGUUAUAUGAUAGAAUUUUACAAGAAGAUUCAACUAACACA